AUGUCGCAAUAUCAAAUACCCAAUACUCCUCGAGUGAUAUCGCCCUCUCCUACGCCCUCAGAGAGCAGUACGAAGGAUGGCUACUUCCCUCCGGCGACAAGAUCUACGACCAAGCGUUUGAGCUCGGUGGACCGUAUUGAAGAGCACGAAGCUGUGCACGAAGAAGAUCCCGAGCUGUCUCGCGCACGAAGUCGGAGUCGCAGCCCACAGAUUGAACGAAAGCCUACAAGGAUGACGAUGAACGGGGGCAUAUCGUCGGGCGCGGCGAUUACGAUGACGGUGAACAAGCCGACCAGAAGGAAACCAGAGGAGGUUAAUAAGACACCCAACGGCGCACCGAAAGAGAACGGAUUCCUGUCACCAGCCAGUGCCAACCCACAAGGAUUUGGAUCAGCCUACUGGAGAAGUCUUAGUCGAAGUCCCAGUCCGCUAGGCUUGAUCCCCAUCCAUCGCGAAUGGAGAGCAUUCGUCCAUAAGCACGAGGUUCCACGAAAGAUCCUCCAUGUCAGCAUUGGCUUUGUCGCUCUGUGGCUGUACUACGAAGGUGCACAAACAACACAGAUAUCACCUGUAUUGUUCGCGCUCCUCGUACCCAUCUUCAGCAUCGACCUCAUCCGAUUCAGGUGGCCGGAGUUCAAUCGACUGUACAUCAAAACUGUCGGCGCAUUCAUGCGUGAGAGCGAGGCACACGACCGAUUCAACGGUGUCAUCAGCUACCUGGCUGGACUGUGGGCAACUAUGUAUUUCUGCAGGAAGGACGUGGCAGUCAUGAGCGUUUUGCUGCUCUCGUGGUGCGACACAGCCGCCAGCACGUUUGGAAGAUUGUGGGGAAAGUACACACCCAGGAUCAGGAGAGGGAAGAGCUUGGCAGGAUCUUUGGCAGCAUGUGUGUUUGGAGUGGGGAGUGCGAUAUUGUUUUGGGGCCUCAUUGCUCCAAACACGCCGAAAGAGUUGAACCAGGGGAUCAACAGCUUUGCAUUUGAAGGAGUGCUUACACUGCCUUCGCAAGCACGGGAAUACUUUGGCUUGAGCAGCUCUCAGGCCAGCAUUUCAGGAUCAGCAGCGCUGGGUGUGAUGGCAGUGGUUUCCGGGCUCGUGGCCAGCGUCAGCGAGGCGAUUGAUAUUUUUGGGCUGGACGACAACUUGACGAUACCAAUAUUAUGCGGAGCAGGCCUAGGGGCCUUUUUGUGGGCGUUUGGAGGCAGCUAG
This is a messenger RNA of Zasmidium cellare ATCC 36951, 1209 nucleotides long. RefSeq lists its product as uncharacterized. Gene Ontology annotation, molecular function: ATP-dependent diacylglycerol kinase activity. Bases 1 to 1209 code for a protein of 402 amino acids. The transcript has a single exon. Gene Ontology annotation, biological process: phosphatidic acid biosynthetic process. NCBI's taxonomy places the organism in Eukaryota, Fungi, Ascomycota, Dothideomycetes, Mycosphaerellales, Mycosphaerellaceae. The record is from RefSeq and is a predicted model, not a curated record. Gene Ontology annotation, cellular component: endoplasmic reticulum membrane.